Australozyma saopauloensis is the source of this 744-nucleotide messenger RNA. RefSeq lists its product as uncharacterized. The transcript has a single exon. The record is from RefSeq and is a predicted model, not a curated record. NCBI's taxonomy places the organism in Eukaryota, Fungi, Ascomycota, Pichiomycetes, Serinales, Metschnikowiaceae. The coding region runs from base 1 to 744 and encodes 247 amino acids.
AUGAAUUCCACUCCUCUCAAAUCUCUCGAAGGCAUCACGUCACAAAACCUCGUCAAGGAAGCCGCCACCUUGGCGGAACUGGUACUUUCAUGGAAGUUGGCGGGCCAAUUCAAGUACGAUGUGCCGCAAUGUCCAGAUAAGGUGGUGGUAGACAUUCACGUCAAAGAAGAGUUGAAUAACGACUACUGGGUGGCACGUGUCAACGAGUUUGAGGAGGUGCCCAACGCUGGCGUGGCGUCGCUCUGGAAGCAAUUGCUUCAAUACAGCAUUGGCUCCACUGAGUCCUUGGAUACUUGCCAUACCGUUUAUGAGGAAGACUACAUCGAGGAAAUCUUCAAGCAUAAUCUUCAUCCUUACGAAUUGCCCGAGCCUGCGAGCGGCUAUCAUUGCUUUACAUACUUGACGGAGCUGUUCUACAAGUUGCAGUGGCCGUUGAAGGUCCGCCGGUUUUGCAAUCUCGUUCACAUUGUUAAGUCGCCCGAUGAGAAAAGAGCGUUCGUCAUCAGCUUGGCCGUUGAUCCGUCGCUCAUUCCAAAUGCAUCCAAAGAGACACAUUUCGUAGAUGGCCAAUUCACCUCCGUCGAGAGAUUGGAAUAUGACGGAGAAGAUCUCCAAUGGUUGAUGACAACGUGCUCGGACGCAAACGGCAUGGUUCCUGGCUGGAUCGCAAAGAAGGCACUCAACUCUGCCAUCGCUAAAGACGUGCCUAGCUUCAUGAACUGGGCCCUGAAAAAGAAAGAGUAA